Messenger RNA from Xenia sp. Carnegie-2017, 1859 nucleotides. Its product is annotated as NADH dehydrogenase [ubiquinone] flavoprotein 1, mitochondrial-like. Bases 124 to 1533 code for a protein of 469 amino acids. The transcript is spliced from 19 exons. Gene Ontology annotation, biological process: mitochondrial electron transport, NADH to ubiquinone. Gene Ontology annotation, molecular function: NADH dehydrogenase (ubiquinone) activity; FMN binding; NAD binding. NCBI's taxonomy places the organism in Eukaryota, Metazoa, Cnidaria, Anthozoa, Malacalcyonacea, Xeniidae. The record is from RefSeq and is a predicted model, not a curated record.
UAACUUAUAACUGGACUGCUAUAACCUGUCUUCGCCAUAUUGAGAAUGUGGAAUAUUGAUGAACUGUUUGUUGUAGAAUUUUUGUCAAAUAAAGUAAAGCAAACACUGAAAUAAAAUCUUGAAAUGAGUGUGGCAAACUCCUUCAUAAAAACUAAUAGCAUUUUAAACGCAGGCCGACCUGGUUUUCUUGGUUUACGACUGCUGUCAAAUACACCGAUUCAAGAGAAAAAAUCAUUUGGAAAUAUGAAGGAUGAAGAUCGUAUAUUUACAAACUUGUAUGGUCGACAUGACUGGAAACUGAAUGGUGCUUUGAGCAGGGGUGACUGGUACAAGACAAAGGAAAUCAUUCUUAAGGGAUCAAAUUGGAUCAUUGAUGAAGUUAAAAAGUCCGGAUUGAGGGGUAGAGGUGGUGCAGGAUUUCCUAGUGGUAUGAAAUGGGGUUUUAUGAAUCGACCGUCUGAUGGACGGCCAAAGUAUCUGGUUGUGAAUGCAGAUGAGGGUGAACCAGGGACAUGCAAGGAUCGCGAAAUCAUGAGACAUGAUCCUCACAAGCUGGUUGAAGGCUGCCUUGUUGCUGGUGCUGCAAUGGGUGCAAGAGCUGCUUAUAUUUAUAUUCGUGGUGAAUUUUACAAUGAGGCAUCUAAUAUGCAAGUUGCCAUUAAUGAAGCUUACAAAGCUGGUUUUAUUGGCAAGAAUGCAUGUGACAGUGGUUUUGACUUUGAUGUAUACAUGCAUAGAGGUGCUGGUGCUUACAUUUGUGGCGAGGAAACGGCAUUAAUAGAAAGUCUUGAAGGUAAACAAGGCAAACCAAGAUUGAAGCCUCCAUUUCCAGCAGAUAUUGGAUUAUUUGGUUGCCCAACAACUGUUGCUAAUGUUGAAACUGUUGCAGUUGCACCUGUCAUUUGUAGACGUGGUGGUGAUUGGUUUGCUUCAUUUGGCAGACCACGUAACACUGGCACUAAGCUAUUCAAUAUCUCUGGUCAUGUAAAUAAUCCAACUACAGUUGAAGAAGAAAUGUCAAUCCCUUUGAAAGAUUUGAUUGAAAGGCAUGCCGGAGGUGUACUAGGUGGUUGGGAUAACCUUCUUGCAGUAAUUCCAGGAGGAAGUUCGACUCCAUUAAUACCGAAGAGUGUUUGCGAGGAAGUUUUGAUGGAUUUUGAUUCAUUGGUUGAAGCACAGACUGCAUUAGGAACAGCCGCUAUCAUUGUCAUGAAUAAACAGACUGACAUUGUUAAAGCUAUUGCUCGUCUACUCUCAUUUUACCAACACGAAAGCUGUGGUCAGUGUACACCUUGCCGUGAAGGAACAGGCUGGAUGACAAAAAUUUUGUACAGAUUUGCGAAAGGAAACGCGAAACCAUCCGAAAUUGAUAUGCUAUGGGAAUUAAGUAAACAGAUUGAAGGUCAUACUAUAUGUGCCCUGGGAGAUGGGGCAGCGUGGCCUGCUCAGGGUUUAAUCCGUCACUUUCGACCUGAGCUUGAGCGAAGAAUGCAGGAAUAUACUGAGUCCAUUGAUCAUGCUGCAGUUGCGUAAGGUUAGCAGAUGUGACGCCAUUAAAGCUCUGCUGUUUUGAUCAUAUUUUUGUUAAAACUGUCGUAUAAGGUAUCGUAUUUAAACUAUGAAAGUAUGUUUUUUAUUGUUAAAAUGACUCAACAUGCUCUACAACGAAUCUUAAUAUAUCGUAUCAAUUUUAUAUAUUUGAGUACUGCUUUACUACAUGGAUUUUCAAUGAUUCAACAUCUUUACGUCUUUAAUCGACAGAGACAGUUGCAUUCUGUUUUAAACUGAAAAAGAAAUAUCUAGUCUCAUUGUGUAUAAAAAUAUGUUAAAUUGAGUCUAAUACAUUGAUACUUACAUUA